Ixodes scapularis (black-legged tick) is the source of this 876-nucleotide messenger RNA. RefSeq names its product microtubule-associated serine/threonine-protein kinase 2-like. Lineage: Eukaryota; Metazoa; Arthropoda; Arachnida; Ixodida; Ixodidae. The transcript is spliced from 7 exons. Gene Ontology annotation, biological process: intracellular signal transduction; peptidyl-serine phosphorylation. Bases 1 to 876 code for a protein of 291 amino acids. The record is from RefSeq and is a predicted model, not a curated record. Gene Ontology annotation, molecular function: protein serine/threonine kinase activity; ATP binding; magnesium ion binding.
AUGGCGGACAUAUCACCCGCGAUAGAACAAAAAAAGAAGUCUUCAGCCAAGGUCCUCACUACGCUUUUUCCAAGGAUUCCGAAGGUGACCACGGUGCUGCUGGAGUUCUUCAUCAAGCGAGAGAGCAAGGUGUCCCUCUUUCGAGACCCCCUCUCGCACUUCUGCCAGGAGCAGGUGGUCCUGGCGGCGCAGGACUGCCUCCAGAAACUCAACCGCCAAGUGAUCACCUUCCAGGACAUCCGGGACAUGAUCGAGAAUCUCAUCGGUCUGCACAGUCUCUGCCUGAAAAGAGCUCCAGAGACAGCCAAAGAACUGGGGACUACUGUGCGCAAGCUGACCAUCAUCGUCGGUGAACUGGCCACCUCCCUGGAGAAAAUCUGCGAGGUCAGCGUCACUGAUUGGAUGGCUAUUGGCGACAGCGUGAUCAGCAAAACGGAAAAGAUGAACUUGGAGAGCAUCCCAUCGUACACCACCUUCAUACCGAAGAUGAAAGAAUUCAAGCCAAUGAAGCUCCUAGGGGCUGGGGGAUUCGGGGCGGUCUACAAGGCGCAGUUCCUUCCCGCCAACUUUGUGUGCACCGUGAAGCUUGUGGCCAUGGAUCGCUUCACGCGCCACAAGCAGGCCUGCAUCGACAAAGUGGUGGCGUCCGUCGUCCGGAGUCCGUUCCUGGUCAAGUACUACUGUUGCUUCUGCGCCAAGGACUCCUACGUCACUCUGAUGGAGUAUGUCCCCGGAGUAGACGUCAUGCGCGUGAUCCUUAAGGCCGCCUACUUGCCUAUCGAGCACGUCCAGAUAGUAAUGGCGCAGCUCAUAUUAGCCCUGGAGCACCUGCAUCUGCGGGGAUUUCUGCACAGGGACGUCAAGGUGUCCAAGUAA